AUGACACCUUCUCAAUGCCAUUUAAGCCUCGGUCACGAAUACAAAACAGCUCGCCAAAACUUCGAAACAGCAGUAACCUCAGCCCUAAACCAAGCCAAACUCAUCACAUCCCAAAACACAAGCACCCUCCAAGCCGGGGUACUAUAUCUUCUCAGUUCUCGUCUAGACGGUGAUUCACGACGAAUCUGGGCCGAAUCUUCAAUUCUAAUUCGAGUAGCUCAGAGCCAAAAUCUUCAUCGCGACGGGAAAAAGCUAGGAUUUUCUCCAUUUGAAUGCGAAAUGAGAAGAAGGCUCUGGUGGCAUAUAUGUAUUUUGGAUAUGCUUGUUUCGGAAGAUCAGGAUGUACCACGACAAAUUCAUCCGAAUACAUUCGAUACUGCAGUUCCGAGUAAUAUUGACGAUGAUGAUCUGGGCCCAGAUAUGAAGGAAAUUACGGCUGAGAGGGACAACUUUACAAACAUCACACUUUGUAUUAUUACAGCUCAUUUUAUAAGAGGAUUACACUGGUUACGGGAUUUCCAAGAUGGUAAUGACACAAUACCACUGGAACUUGAACAAAGGAAAGAGAUUGUCAAAACGCUAGGAAGAGAUAUGGAAGAACAAUAUCUCAACCAAUUCGAUUUGAAUAUUCCAAUUCAAUGGAUGACAGCCACCAUCUCCCGACUCCAUCUAUCAAGAGCAUGGCUAUUCAUUCAUCUGACGCCAAACCCGUCCGGCGAAACUGAAAGGCUCGAACCACUGGCAACAGACUCAGACUCAGACUCACCACAUACCCUCAAUGAGUUUCUGUUUCGUACCGGCGUUGAGAUUCUAGAAUUCGUACACCUUCUCCAAACAAAUACAUUCAUCACAGGCUGGAGCUGGUUAUGGAAGAGUUAUCGGGAGUGGCACGCGAUGGCAUAUGUUAUUUCUGAGCUUUGCCAUCGUCCGCUAGAUUCAGAAUCGAAUCAUGCGUGGGAAAUGGUUACGAAGAUGUAUGAUCGGUGGCGAGGCGGGGCUACUACUAUGGAUAGUGAGAUGGCGAAACCUUUGGGUCGGUUAAUGCGGCGUGCUGUUGAAGCAAGGGCUGCUAAGAUGGGAAAUACUUCGGGUUCCUUGUCUGGUAUAUCGGAUGCCAGACUCGGAGGAGUGGGAAUGGAAGCUGAUACUGAUACUGACACUGACACCGUUUCUCGGUCUGGCUUAUUUCCAGGGUUAUCAUAUGAUCUUGACUGGAGUCAUUGA
Molecule: messenger RNA, 1224 nt
Organism: Penicillium angulare
Lineage: Eukaryota; Fungi; Ascomycota; Eurotiomycetes; Eurotiales; Aspergillaceae
Product: fungal specific transcription factor domain-containing protein
Exons: 1
Coding region: 1-1224 (407 amino acids)
Biological process (GO): DNA-templated transcription
Molecular function (GO): DNA binding; zinc ion binding
Source: RefSeq, a predicted model, not a curated record